Acanthochromis polyacanthus (spiny chromis) is the source of this 5679-nucleotide messenger RNA. RefSeq names its product hyaluronan synthase 3 (gene has3). The record is from RefSeq and is a predicted model, not a curated record. Gene Ontology annotation, biological process: extracellular matrix assembly; hyaluronan biosynthetic process. The transcript has 5 exons. NCBI's taxonomy places the organism in Eukaryota, Metazoa, Chordata, Actinopteri, Pomacentridae. The coding region runs from base 1031 to 2707 and encodes 558 amino acids. Gene Ontology annotation, molecular function: hyaluronan synthase activity.
UAAAUCUUACUUCACUUUAUCUUAUUUUAUUUUUUAUUUUUGAAAUCUAAUUUCACUUUAUUUUGGUAUAUUUGACUUUACCUUCACUUUAUACCCUCGUCUCCUGUGUAAACCUCUUUUUAUUGAAUAUUAAUGCUGCUGUAACAACUUCAUUUCCCUCCUCAGUCUCAGUCUAAAGGCUCAUUAAGUGAAAAGGUGUCGUUUCUUUUCAACAUUUGACCUCUAAAAUUAUCUCUUGUCUCGUCUGCCGUGUUCCUUCUGUCUCUGUUUUCCCGUUAACUGAUCUAUCUCUGGAUCCCUACGGACAGAAAAAGGUUCGUCUUUAGGUGGCUCAGACGUAACGAGGGUCCUCGGCAGCAUCGAUCCUCCGACCUGCAGGACGUCUGGGCUCAGAGCCAGAGAGCCGGGUGGAGGGAGGGAGGGAAGAUAAAUAAUCCCAUAAAGGAUGCUUUGAGUCAGCCGAGGAGGUGCAGAGGAGGAGAGGGGGCUCCGGUCAAACAGUCCCCCGGCUUGUUGGAGGCUGCAUUGCAGAGGGAGACAGGGGAGAAGGCUGGGGGGGUCCAGGGAGGAGGAGGAGGAGGAGGAACUCUGCUGCAAACAGGAGGUGCUGAUGCUGCAGAGCUGAGGAGAUAUUCAGGCUUCAUGGUGCGAAUCAGAAGCCGGCGGGAUGGAGAGCAGAAGAAGAGCCAGAGAGGAGGAUAGCUGCUGCCCAGAGACCACCUCUCCGCUGGGGGGCUUCAUGCCCUGGGACAGUCCUGGGAGAUAGAAGGAGGAGGAGGAGGCAGGAGAAGGAGGAGGAGGAGACUGGACCGGAGGGUGGUGGUUUAAGGCUGCCCUGCUGUAUUUUUGGAUGUGGGAUCUCCUGAAUUAAGCGAGCAAGCUGGAAUAAAGAUGUAGUGUGAGCCGGGGGAAGGAGGGGGACAGAACAAGGAGAGCGCUGUGCUGAGGGGGAGGAGAGGGCUGGACGUCCCGGACCCACGGACCCAGAUCUGGGGGGAGACGGACGCCGAGGGUCUACCGGAUCGGGAAGAUGCCCUCUCGCUGCAGGAAUGCGCUGAACAUCGUGCUCACCACCCUCUUUGCAGCGGUGGUCCUCUUCACCAUCCUGCUGGCCUACGUCACAGGCUACCAGUUCAUCCACACCGAGCAGCACCACCUCUCCUUCGGCCUCUAUGGCGCCUUCCUCUCCCUCCACCUCCUCCUCCAGAGCCUCUUCGCCUUCCUGGAGCACCGGCGGAUGAGGAGUCCGGCCCGGCCUCAGCACCUCCGCCGCUCGGUGGCGCUCUGCAUCGCUGCCUACCAGGAGGACCCGGACUACCUGAGGAAGUGUCUGCGCAGCAUCCGUCGGAUCUCCUUCCCGGGCCUGAAGGUGGUGCUGGUGGUGGACGGGAACCGGCCCGAGGACCGCUACAUGAUGGACAUCUUUCAGGAGGUGAUGGGCGGCGCCGACCAGGCCGGCAGCCUGGUGUGGAAGGGGAACUUUCACAGCGACGGCAGCGGGGGAGGCGGCGUCGGAGGCGGAGGGAGGAGCACGGUGCACAUGGAGGAGGCCGGAAGAGUCGCCCGGCUGGUCAGAGGAUGCAGGUUCUCCUGCAUCAUGCAGGAGUGGGGAGGCAAGAGGGAGGUGAUGUACACCGCCUUCAAAGCUCUGGGAGACAGCGUGGACUAUGUGCAGGUCUGUGACUCGGACACCGUCCUGGAUCCGGCUUGUACCAUCGAGAUGCUGAAGAUCAUGGAGGAGGAUCCGAUGGUGGGAGGAGUCGGAGGAGACGUGCAGAUCCUCAACAAGUACGACUCGUGGAUCUCCUUCCUCAGCAGCGUCCGCUACUGGAUGGCCUUCAACAUCGAGCGGGCCUGCCAGUCCUACUUCGGCUGCGUCCAGUGCAUCAGCGGCCCUCUGGGGAUGUACAGGAACGCCCUGCUGCAGCGCUUCCUGGAGCCCUGGUACCACCAGACCUUCCUGGGCUCCAAGUGCAGCUUCGGCGAUGACCGCCACCUCACCAACCGGGUGCUCAGCUUCGGCUACAAGACCAAGUUCACGGCUCGGUCGCAGUGCCAGACGGAGACGCCGACCCAGUACCUGCGGUGGCUCAACCAGCAGACGCGAUGGAGCAAGUCGUACUUCCGCGAGUGGCUCUACAACGCCCUGUGGUUCCACAAGCACAGCCUCUGGAUGACCUACGAGUCCGUGGUCACCGGCUUCUUCCCCUUCUUCCUGGUGGCCACGGUGAUCCACCUGUUCUACCGGGGGCGGCUGUGGAACAUCCUGCUCUUCCUGCUGACGGUGCAGCUGGUCGGGAUGGUGAAGGCCACGUACGCCUGCUUCCUGCGCGGCAGCCUGGUCAUGAUCUUCAUGUCGCUCUACUCGCUGCUCUACAUGUCCAGCCUGCUGCCCGCCAAGAUAUUCGCCUUGCUGACCAUCAACAAGGCCGGAUGGGGGACGUCGGGCCGCAGGAAGAUCGUGGUCAACUUGAUCGGCGCCGUCCCGGUGACGGUGUGGUCGCUGGUGCUGCUGGGGGGCGUGGCCUACACAGUGUACUGUGAAACCCAGGAGCCCUUCAGCGACACGGAGAAAGCCUUGUUGAUAGCGGGGACGAUCCUGUACGCCUGCUACUGGCUCAUCCUGCUGGUGCUCUACCUGGCAAUCGUCGCCAAACGCUGCAACAAGAGGGAGGAGCAGUAUCACCUGCCGUAUGCGGAGGCGUAAACCCGCUGCGAGAGAGCAUGCUGGGAUGUUUCUCUGCAGUGCGACUCCAGCGAAGGUCUCCGUUGACCCUGUGAGCUGCUGGAGCGACGAGCUGCCUCACAUCUUCAUCACUGGUGCUAUAAAAGGUGUGAAUCCGAAAUCUGAGCAGCUUUGGGGGAAGGGGGAAGUCUCAAAGACGACUGGAUCCAUUCAGCUCUCCCAGUUCUAUCAAUGGUGCUGCACACUGAAAACCCAAGCAGAACCGAUCCAGGUCACAAAGAGUUCACAUACUCGCUCAGAAGAACAUUAGGUAGUGGACGGGUGCAGGUUAGCGGUGGAAGUGUGAGUGUGUAGUGCGGUGCUUUUAAUGAGUAUGAAAGCAAGAAAAGACACUAAAGUUUUUUAUGUUCAAGAUAAUUUGCUCAGAUUAGUCAGAGCAAAGUCUAUUUCGGGAUAUAAAAGUGGCACAGCAGGGUCAACUAAAGACCGACUGUGCAGGAAAGGAUGCAAAUUUGUCGGUUUGAUCUUUAAAAAGUAUAAAGAAGAAGAAGUGAGAAAGAGAGUUUUUGGUGAGUCAGACGCACGCUGACGUUCUAGCUAUUUACAGCUAACGUUUGUGCAGUUGAUAUAUGAGCAGAAAGUGCAGGAAAAACCCAGAACAAGCCUUAAAGAGCCCAUAUUCUGCAUAUGUACAGGUUUAUAAUUGUAUUUUUGGUGUCUACUACAACAUGUUUAUCUGCUUUAGUGUCCAAAACCACAUUAUUUCUGUUUGAAAUGCUUCAUUUUACUUCCUGUCUCUUUAAGCCCCGCCUCUCAAUGUCUGCUCUGAUUGGUCAGCUGGACCGACCAAAACCAGAUAACGUUGGUUAAUAAACCUGCAUUUCUGAGUACAGACAGAAAGAUGGAGCUUUAGUAGGCAGUGAGGUGGCUGCUCAUUCUUUAUUUGACGACAAGCUAACUGUUAGCGGGAUUUAUGCAAAUUAGUUACGUGAUGAUGUAGAUAGGUAACACAAGGAAAGCCUGGACUUCAAAUGAGGCGUUUCAGGUGCAGUGUUUUCUGCAGUGUGGAUGUUGUAAGUUUGCAGACCUUUAAUGUACACAGAAAAGCAGCUGAAGCAAAAGAGGAACCAAAAAAAGGCAGGAUAUGGGCUCUUUAAAGUGUAAUACACACUGUAACUCACAAGUCGGGAGAGUUAUUGGUUGCUGUAAUCUUUCCUCCUGGAUGCAAUGAGCAGCAAAAGUUCUUCCAUUUAAAAAAAAAAAAGAAAUGCCAGUACUCAGCAGCAGCAGAAAUGACAAGCCGUAACUUUUAUUACUGACCCCAGCUCCGUCAGAUACUUACAGCAUAUGUGAAUAUAAAAGCAACUCUAAAUCUUUAACAUACCUGCAUUUAGCCCUUUGUAUUGGACACACAAAGACAGACAAAGAGAGACUUUAACCGUGCUUUUGUACAAUUAUUAAUUUUGAAACGUCACAAAAAAACCUUCACCAGCAGCUUUGGAGUGAAUAACCUCAUCUGCAUAGUGUUGUCAGAAGGUGGCGCUGUAAGCUACGUUAGCUGUAAUAGCCAGAGUAGAAGAAGCCACAAACAAAAACAGUUGUUUGUCAACCACUACAGAAGAAGAAACAAACCAAACUUUGUCCAUCUACGAGACAACACAGGAAAGAAUGACAUUAAUGUCAGCGGGUUUCGACCAAGUUUCAUGUUGUCUGGAGUCUCUAGAAGCAGAAAGAGCUGAUAAACCGUGUAAGGUAACACGAUCACAAUGUCAGAACUUAUUCAAAAAUUCUGUUUUCAUUGUUGUGGACGUUCAACAAGGUCGAGAGAGGAUGAGGAGCCAGACACAGAGAGACACACUGAAGACUCAGAUAACUUAGGUUGAGAGUAAGGUUUAUUGACAUCAGGAGAGGAGACACCAACAGAGCAGCAAGCAAUGCCAGCAUCACCUCUAAGGAUUCUCUCUGACCUUUGGGUAGAUAUUAUAGUCAGGAGAAGUUCAGAUUUAGAUUACAGACUAAUAUGGAAACAACUCGUCACAUCAGAAUAGACAAUAAUCAAUCCUUGACCAGAGCAAAGAGUCCUCAUGUUACAUACGGACUGAUGUAAUGCUGAAGCAGUCUUCUAAUGUUUAAUUUGUCCAGAUCUGCACAGUAAAAUGUUAAUUCCACCACAGCAAAGACCAGAAGUUCUCUGCAGCAAGGUGGGAAAAAUGUCCAUAUUUGCGUUUGUACACUUUCGCAGUUGCAAAACAUCAGUAAAAAUCCAAUAAUGUGCUUCUCUACUGUACUGAGCCUGAAUGUACAUUCAAACAGGUGACAAACAUAUCAUGUUUUAUGAAGUGUAUUACAGUAUAGUUGUGUUAGGAGGGUAUUUCUAAACAAACAGCAUCGACAGGAGGAAUUACAGCGACCUUAAACUCCUUCAUACAUGUUGAGUUCUGUAUCGAGAUUGAAAAAUCAGACUGUAUAAUGACGGAGACCAGCAGGUUUUGGUUGUUUUGAGAUGUUUUAAGAUGUUUUUAGAGCCUCGUCAUGGUUCACGUCCAGCUCUGAGUCCCGUCUCGUGUCCAUCAGCCGUGAACAGCACAAUCAUCAUCUACGAUCUUCCCUGAACAGACAAUCGGAACGUUUCCGAACAUGCAGCUGUAUUUUUGGUGCUGUUGAACAGUGUCAAACUUAUCGUCGGUCCAAUUCUCCGUUUACACUUUACCACCAGUGUGUUCCGUCAGAGAUUCUUUUCUAUUACUGUAAAGGUGCCAAAUUACUUUUAUGUAACAGACGUUUUCCUGCCGGACUCUUAAACUUUGUUUGUUCCGUCCAUCAGCAGCAGCGUAAAGACUGAACACCAAAGAGAUUUUCUGCUAAGGUUUGUCCCAAAAACGGUCGUCAGUGUAUCGGCAUCGUGCCAUUUAACUUAUGUUCAUAUUGUUUUAUGUUGAGCUGGCUGUACAUGUUCACUCAUACAUUAAAAAGAAAAUGUGUUUAGCUGGAAA